Messenger RNA from Exophiala spinifera, 717 nucleotides. RefSeq lists its product as uncharacterized. The record is from RefSeq and is a predicted model, not a curated record. The transcript has 3 exons. Lineage: Eukaryota; Fungi; Ascomycota; Eurotiomycetes; Chaetothyriales; Herpotrichiellaceae. Bases 1 to 717 code for a protein of 238 amino acids.
AUGGCGAAGAGAGGCGGUACUCGACUCCAGGCACUGGUGACGGUUGCUGGGACUUUUGCCUUCAUCGGAGCCUAUUCUGCAAUACCGCGAAUCUCAAUUACGCGGAAUGACGAUUCGACCAUCAUCAAAUAUGAUCAUAUCAAGCCCAAGAUCCACGUUCCAGCUCCAGCCGAUCCAGGCAUGGUCAUAUCAUCCGGACCAAAACCUCAAACAUCAUCAGUCCCGCGGCGAGGCAAGCCAUUCUCGGAGAACGAUUGGAUAUUUGACACUGGCGCCACUACGCAUGUCUGCAGCAACCGCAGCCUUCUACACACCUAUGACACAUUGAACCCCUACAAUAACAAGCUUGACCCGCGAGCCGUGGGUUAUUUUGGGCCGAAUCCGGUCCCAAUCGUUGGAGUUGGGGACGUCACAUUUGACUUGCCCUGCGGAAUCGAACCUAUUGCAGGUGGUUCGACUGGAUCCCGUGGUCUUCUGGUUAACCGCAUGACUAUUCGGCAUGUCAGUCACAUCCCACAAGCAGGCGUCAACCUCAUUAGCUGGUCACAGCUGAAGAGAGCCAAAGGCGCCAAUCUCAGCCUCGAGGAAGAGGCCGACGGAUCCCUGACGGUGAAGAACCGAGGCAAGCCUGUCAUGCGAUUCGAGCCCAGGGACGGCCUUUUCUUUCUCGUUCAGCUCCCGCCGACCCAGCCUGUUUCUACAAGCACAACCGGCUGA